AUGCCUGCUCCACAGCCACCGCCAAUGAAGAAUUGGCCGCACAACUUCGAUAAAUACUAUGUGUUUAAGCGUCUUGACAUAAUAGAAAGCCCCAUGGAACAACAGGCUCUCCGAACUCUAGCACAAGAAAUCUAUGCUAUCGUAGUGGCUGAUGCUAUCAAACAAGGACGAAAUUCCCACAACCUUUUCCGAUCGAGCUCUUCGCGCAAUCAAAUCCAAUAUGAGUGGCGCAAGCGAAUGCCAAGAAUCCCAGUGCUUAUUAGAAAUCAUGUAACGGAUACCGAGCUUCUCAGCGCGGCGCUGUAUAAAUACCUCAAUUGUAUACAAGACGAGUUGGGAGAAGAAUAUCUGGCACAGCAAAAUCCAGCAGCAGUGGGACAAAAGAUAGUAAAGGUGGCUAAUCCAGCAGCAGGAAUAGCAGCAGGAGCAGCAGAAGUAGUAGCAGGAGCACCGGCAUUAUCGCUGACACCACAACAACUGGGAGCACGACGACUAGCAGCACGGCAGCUAGAACAAGAACAGGAAAGACCGAGCAGAUUCGACUAUCGUCGGCCCUAUAUAGUACCCAAUGGCGAUAUCCAGAUUAUCCGAGCAGAUUACCCGAACAUGCCAAUUGCAAUUAGGGUGAGUGACUUUUUAACAAACAGAGGAGACCCGACAGACGUAUGCCCGGAUGGGGAUUGGGUCAACAUCGCCAACAUUAAGUUCGACUUGUUCAGAUCAAACCUCAAUAAAGAAGGCUAUCUGGCAGAUGGGGAUACAGUAUGGCUACACCAUCUAUCUCUAGAUGAAAUUAAUCCUGCGCUGAUAACUAAUCCACAGGCUGGUGAAGUACGACUGACUUCCUUCAAUGUUGCAUCUACACUAUUGAGAACUAUCCGUGAGCACUGGCCUAGGCUUCGAAACCCGUCUCCUGAUCCCUUCGAAGGUUCAAAUCGCUCACCAUUACCCAGACCUAACCUGACUAUUAUUAUUCGAGGUGCCAACGUAACAGGUGGUGCUCUAUCUGCUAACCAGCCAGCGUUGAAUCGUCCCGAGCAACGGAUGGGUAACAACGCGAUCACUCCUAACCGCCGUACUGAACAGGCAAACCGAUAUGCGGCCAACAAACACGCUAGAACUAAGCGAAAGAGGGCCGAAGCGGCCGCAGGAGCCGAAGCAGGAGCCGAAACAGCAGACGAAGCUGAUAACGAGACGGAUGCUCCAGCCGCUCAAAGGAUAAAGGUAACAGCGAAGACUGCCGCUGCCACUGCCGCCGCUAUUGAUCCUGCCACUGCUGCUGCACCUGGUCCCGGUUUUCCUCCAGAUCCUGCCCUAGGCGCUGUCCCAGAAGGUACCACCUGGCAAGAACUUGAAGGCAGGGAUGACGAUGAUGGUAUUUCGGGCGCGUUUUUAGAUCCUGCAUUGUUUAAUGAAGAAGGACUUGUAGUGGGUAGUGAUGGCGCUGCCUUAGAUGCAUUUUUUCAGGAGAAUCAAUGGGCUGAGACUGGGGCUGAGGCUGGAGAACCGAUGGAGGAGUGA
Penicillium vulpinum is the source of this 1521-nucleotide messenger RNA. RefSeq lists its product as uncharacterized. The transcript is spliced from 2 exons. Lineage: Eukaryota; Fungi; Ascomycota; Eurotiomycetes; Eurotiales; Aspergillaceae. The record is from RefSeq and is a predicted model, not a curated record. The coding region runs from base 1 to 1521 and encodes 506 amino acids.